Molecule: messenger RNA, 988 nt
Organism: Panicum virgatum (switchgrass)
Lineage: Eukaryota; Viridiplantae; Streptophyta; Magnoliopsida; Poales; Poaceae
Exons: 1
Coding region: 309-533 (74 amino acids)
Source: RefSeq, a predicted model, not a curated record
CAGCUGAGAGAUCGGUCUCGCCCGACGCAGCGUGCCGUCCUCACCUCACCUGCUUGUUUUUCUUUCUUUCUCUCGCCAGCCCUGGCAUGCCAUGCCAAGCACCAACGACGAGAGCUCCACGCCUCGCUGCGUCCCGGCCCGGGUCGCGAUGCCCCGGCCGCCCCGUCGUGGCCGGCCGCUAACUCGGGACGGCCGCCUCUACAUAUAUAUAUUCGCGCGCCGGCCUGCCCUCCUACCAUGUCCAAAACCGCUCGAGCUGCGUCGUUGGCAGGAACGACGCCGGGCGCGCACCGCCGCCGGCACGCGCGAUGAGGGACCUGGAGGAGUUCCGGGGCGGCGGCGAGGGGGAGCGCGGCGCGGGGUCCGCCGGCGGCGUGUCGUCGCCGUGGUGGUCGGACGACCCGGAGGCGAAGCGCCGGCGGCGGGUGGCGGGGUACAAGGCCUACGCCGUGGAGGCCAGGGUCAAGGCGUCGCUCCGCAACGGCUUCCGCUGGAUCAAGGACCGCUGCACCGGCCUCGUGCGCCGCUACUGACCUGACAGUGACAGCUCGUCGGCGAUCGAGAGGUGCUCGUCGUGCGUGUCAACCAUUUUCAUCUGACUGUUCUGUAAUCUGUGUUUGUAAAGGUUGGCGCGAAUUAAAGUUUGUUUUGUGCUUCUUGCCGCUCACGCCUGACUGUUCUGUAACUUUGCCGUCACGUCGUCGUUGCCGCUCAAGCCUGCAGAGGGAUUUGCUAGCACUGACGGGCCAAUAGCACCAGGGUCCAUGUGUUAGCUAGCGGGACGAAUUCCUCUACAGUAAUGGAGAGGAGUCUCGUCCCGCAAAUGCAAUAGACACAUAGACAGAAACACUUCUAGAAAUGUUGGUCGUACUACUUCUGAGUAGGCCUCCUUCCCCGAAGUGAGUCGUGUUACCCUUGAUCAAAUGAGAUCCGUUAGUUUUACUUGUUCUUAUAUAAGGAACAUGGAGCGAUCAUUUGGUUGCUUUGA